Periophthalmus magnuspinnatus is the source of this 1530-nucleotide messenger RNA. Its product is annotated as E3 ubiquitin-protein ligase TRIM47-like. Gene Ontology annotation, molecular function: protein binding; zinc ion binding. The record is from RefSeq and is a predicted model, not a curated record. NCBI's taxonomy places the organism in Eukaryota, Metazoa, Chordata, Actinopteri, Gobiiformes, Gobiidae.
AUGGCUGCUGUGAACUACUCGCUGUCAGAAGACCAGUUUGUUUGCUCCAUCUGCCUGAGUGUCUUCGUGGACCCAGUCAGCACUCCAUGUGGACACAACUUCUGUAAGAGCUGCAUUUGCAGUUACUGGGAUGAAAGUAGUCACUGCACAUGCCCACUUUGUAAAGAGGACUUCAACACAAGACCACAAUUAAAAAUUAACACUUUGCUUUCCCACAUGGCUUCUCAUUCCCUGAAGAAACCUCCAAAACAAGAAGAGAGUUGUGAAGUUCCAGAAGAACCAACUCCAGACCAACAGGUUCGCUGUGAUAUUUGUUCUGAACCAAAGCUAAAAGCAGUAAAAUCUUGCCUGGUGUGUUUGGUGUCAUUCUGUGAUACUCACCUGGAGCCUCAUGGGACAGUGUCAGCACUGAGACAUCAUCGGCUGGUGGAGCCCGUAUCUAACCUGGAGAGCAGGAUGUGUGCAGAACAUCACAAACCUCUGGAGCUUUUUUGUAAGACCGACAACAUCUGUGUCUGCACCUACUGUUCUUUUUCAGACCACAAAAGUCACAAUAUUGUUCCACUGGGUGAAGAGUGCGAAGAGAGAAAAGCGGAGGUGAUGAAGAUGUUGAGUGUAAGAAAGAAGAAAAUUGAACAAAUACAAACUUCUUUGGAGCUCAGUCAGAAAGCAGCUAACAAAGUGACCACAGAGGGACUGGAGGUGUUCACAGCUCUGGAACAGGCCGUACAGAAGAACUUGGAUAAUCUCAUAAAGGAGAUUCAAGGAAAACUUGAGAAAACAACAAAGCAAAACAAAGACCUGAUCGCUGAAUUAGAAAAUCAAAUAUCUGAGCUGGACCACAGAAGCACUGAGAUGGAGAAACCAGCAAACUCGGAGGACUACCUUCAGUUUCUGAAAACAUUUACACCAUUUAAAUCGGAUCCAAACAUAAAGAACUGCUCCAUGCUCAGCAUCUGCCAGCCCUCGUUUAAAGGACCAGUUGUUAGAUCUUUGUUAGAUCUGGAGAAAACGUUCACUGAGGUCUUAAACAGAAUCUAUCAGGCCGAUCUAAAAGCUAAACAAAAAUGUGAAGUUGAUCCCAAGCUAUCUAUGAAAUUUGGCAACAAAAAAUGCUCUUACAUGUGGGGAAGGGAAAAUGUUCCUAUCGAUCCUGAAACAUUUUCUGUUUUUCCUUUUGUUAUGGGGCAGCAGAGUUUUUCCUCUGGAAGUUUUUACUUUGAAGUUCAGGUCACACGAAAAACUCAGUGGGCUUUAGGAGUGGCCAGAGAGUCCAUAAACAGAAAAGAUGAAAUAACAUUAAGCCCUUCAUUUGGUGUUUGGGUUAUUUUGUUACAGCAUAGUGAGCUUUUAGCUUUGGCUACCCCACGUGUCAAUCUUUCCCUCAGGUGUGCCCCUCGAAAGGUUGGUGUAGAUUAUGAGGAAGGAGUUGUCUCUUUCCAUGAUGUAGAUGCUGCAGCUCCCAUCUACUUCUUCACUGGCUGCUGUUUUAAUGACAAACUUCGGCCCUUUUUUGUCCAAGGAGCAUAG